Molecule: messenger RNA, 1044 nt
Organism: Gigantopelta aegis
Lineage: Eukaryota; Metazoa; Mollusca; Gastropoda; Neomphalida; Peltospiridae
Product: type-1 angiotensin II receptor-like
Exons: 1
Coding region: 1-1044 (347 amino acids)
Biological process (GO): G protein-coupled receptor signaling pathway
Cellular component (GO): plasma membrane
Molecular function (GO): G protein-coupled receptor activity
Source: RefSeq, a predicted model, not a curated record
AUGGCUCUAAAUGGAACAGCUGGUACAAACACAGGAAUAAACGCUACAGCAGGAAAUGGCUGGAUUUACUUCAUAAGACCAACCGCUCCCUUCUGGAUCAGCAACUUGAUUACCAUCAUAGCAGGACUAGGUGGAAACGUCUUGGUGUUUGUUUUACUGAGAGACGUCAAGUUUUCCUUCCUAUCCUACCCAAUGUAUUUGAGAUUUAUGGCGCUGUCGGACAGUGCUGUUUUAAUUGCGUAUGGCAUACUCCAGUCGCUGAGAUACUUUCACGUGUUUCAUAUUAUCUCGAACUAUGUCUGUAGUUUAUGGAUGUUCAUCAGUUACUCAUCUAUGCUCCUAUCCCCGUGGCUGGUCGUGGGACUGACUGUGGAUCGGUUCUACUGUGUUGUUUUCCCAAUGAAACGUGACAGAUUGUGCACUAAAAGAAAGGCCACGAUCGUCUGCUGGUGUCUGGCUACCUUGUCAGGGGUGCUGACGAUACCGUUAGUGCUUGACCCAAUGAAAGUAAAGGGAUUAACAACAGCAUGCUUUUUUAAAAAUCAACAUAUAACCUACUUUUAUUUCGUACGUCUGGUUCUCAGUUCAACCCUUCCCUGCCUCUUGAUUCUCAUCUUCAACAUUGUGAUUGGAUUCCACAUCCAGCGGAGCGCCACGUUCCGAAAGAGAUUCACCUCAUCGACCAGCACUGCCAACACUGAGUCGAAGCUGGACAAGUCAAUUCGUCCUCUUAUGCUCAUCUCCAUUUUGGCUUUCGUAACAAUGGUCCCAUUAGCUAUAAUAGAGUGCAUUCUUGGGUUCCUGAUAGUAAAUGAAUCAGGAUUUCAAACCGUAGCGAUCCUCACUAAACUGUGGCCAAUGUUCUACAUUUUAUACCUGAUCAAUUUUGGACAGAAUCUGUACAUCCUGAUGGCCAGUUCAGCUAACUACAGGAAGAUCAUGAAGACAAAGCUGACGUGCAGGGGCGGGAACUCCUCCAGACUGAACGACAAUGUAACAGUGUCGCGAUUUCCAUGGCAACCUGCUGCCUCUGUUGAUUCCUGA